UGGUUAUGGAAGAUUGAAGAAUUAGGUUGUUCAAUGAUGUUUUACAGUUAAAUGACUUUUAAUUUGUAAUCUUAUGGACAUAUAAUCGUGUUGGAGUAAAUUACGUUGUAAAUAUUACGAUUGAUAAACACGAUAUAUUUAAUUUUUCAAAAAUGAGUCGUAGGAGAGUUCACGAAGAAGAAGAUGGAUAUGAACGAGCAUAUAAAAAACGUAGGAGGGUAUCAGAGAAUCAAGAGAUUGAGGACAGACUUGAAUCUCUUAUUUUGAGAGUAGGAGAAAAAUCUACAUCAUCUCUGGAAAGCAAUCUUGAAGGUUUAGCUUCAGUGUUAGAAGCUGAUCUUGGAUUAUUUCGUAGCAAAAUACUUAGGAUUUUAACUGAAUGUGCUAUUAGAAUGCCAGAGAAGUGUACAAUUUAUACUACACUUGUUGGGUUGUUAAAUGCAAAGAAUUUCAAUUUUGGUGGUGAAUUUGUUGACUAUAUGGUAAAGAAUUUUAAAGAUGCACUAAAAGCCUGUAAAUGGGAUAUAGCUAGAUAUUCAUUAAGAUUUUUAGCUGAUUUAGUAAAUUGUCAUGUUUUAUCUUGUGGAUCUUUAAUGCAGUUGUUUGACAAUAUGUUAGAUACUGCUAAUGAAGAUGGUGUACCUCAAGUAAGACGAGAUUGGUAUGUGUAUGCUGUAUUAUCAACAUUACCAUGGGUAGGAAGAGAAUUAUAUGAGAAAAAAGAACAAGAAUUGGAUCAUUUAAUGGUCACAAUAGAGAUAUUUUUAAAUAAAAGAAGUAAAAAGCAUCAACCAGCAUUAAGAGUUUGGUCAAGUGAUACACCUCAUCCUCAAGAAGAAUACUUAGACUGUUUAUGGGCUCAAGUGAGGAAACUUAGACAAGAUAAUUGGGCAGAGAAACAUAUUCCUAGACCAUAUCUAGCAUUUGAUUCAAUAUUAUGUGAAGCAUUGCAACAUAAUUUACCUACAAUAAUGCCACCACCACAUCAUGAAUCUUAUUCUUAUCCAUUACCUACAGUAGUUUUCCGCAUGUUUGAUUAUACUGAUUGUCCAGCUGAAGGACCAUUGUUACCAGGAAGUCAUGCAAUAGAACGUUUUCUUAUAGAGGAACAUCUAAGGCAAAUUAUCAAUAACUAUUUCUUUGAAAGAAAAGAUUGUGCAGCUCAACUAUUGAACUUUCCAUAUAAAGCAAAAAUACCAUUGGACUAUUGUAUUGUUGAAGUAAUAUUUGGGGAACUGUUUAGAUUACCAGCACCAAAGCAUUUAGAAAUAUGCUAUGGAUCAAUUUUAAUUGAGCUUUGUAAAUUACAGCCAUCAACAAUGCCACAAGUUUUGGCUCAAGCGACAGAAAUUUUGUUCCGUCGUAUAGAUAGUAUGGCCGCUACUGCUUUUGAUCGUUUUGUUUGGUGGUUUGCGUAUCAUUUAAGCAAUUUUCAAUUUCGUUGGUCUUGGGAAGAUUGGGAUUCUUGUUUACAACGCGAUCCAGAACAUCCACGGCCGAAAUUCAUUCGAGAAGUACUUCUAAAAGCCUUACGAUUAUCGUAUUACCAAAGAAUACGAGAUAUGAUGCCAGAAUCAUACGCUGAUCUAAUUCCACCGCCUCCAGAGCCUAUUUAUAAGUACACUUUCGAGGGUGCCAGUUCGCUUCCGGGUACCGCAGCAGCUCAUGAAUUAGUUGUAUCCAUUAGACGUAAGUGUACACCGGAAGAAGUACUCAAUGUAUUAAAUACGUUACCAGGUCCUAGGGAAAAUGAAGAGACAAAUAAUUUCAAUCCUUUGAAAAUCGAUGUCUUUGUACAAACAUUAUUGAAUUUAGGUUCGAAGAGUUUUAGUCACAGUUUUGCGGCAAUAGGAAAAUUUCAUGAUGUUUUUCAAGUCCUUGCUGAAACUGAAGAAGCUCAAAUAUGCAUUCUGAGAAAUAUGUAUGCAUUAUGGAAGAAUCACUAUCAAAUGAUGGUAGUUUUAACAGACAAAUUCUUAAAGACUGGAAUUAUCGAAUGCAGUGCCAUCGCCAAUUGGAUAUUUUCUAAAGAGAUGGUGUCAGAAUUUACUAAAUUAUAUAUCUGGGAAAUUCUUCAUUUAAUUAUUCGAAAGAAGAAUAAACAUGUAUCAAAGUUAAGUACGGAAUUAGCGGAAGCUCGUGAAAAAUUGAGAAGAGCAGAAAGUAGAUCGGGUUCAUCAUCAGAAGACGAAGAUUCCAACAAAGAUAGAAACAGAGAAAAGCCAUCAGAAGACGUAGUGGAAAGAAUGGAGGAGAAAUUGGAAACAGCUCAAGCAGACCAAAAAAAUUUAUUCCUUAUUAUUUUCCAGCGUUUUAUAAUGAUUCUGUCAGAGCAUUUAGGACGUUGUGAUACUGAUGGUAUAGAUUAUAAUACUCACUGGUACAGAUGGACUAUAGGCAGAUUACAACAAGUGUUUUUAACUCACCAUGAACAAGUUCAAAAAUAUUCGUCAACAUUAGAGACUUUACUUUUUACACCAGAUCUGGAUCCUCAUAUUUUAGAUGUUUUUCACCAGUUCGUUUCUUUACGAGCAUGA
Molecule: messenger RNA, 2537 nt
Organism: Eufriesea mexicana
Lineage: Eukaryota; Metazoa; Arthropoda; Insecta; Hymenoptera; Apidae
Gene: Cbp80
Product: nuclear cap-binding protein subunit 1
Exons: 11
Coding region: 153-2537 (794 amino acids)
Biological process (GO): mRNA export from nucleus; nuclear-transcribed mRNA catabolic process, nonsense-mediated decay
Cellular component (GO): nucleus; nuclear cap binding complex
Molecular function (GO): RNA cap binding; mRNA binding; protein binding
Source: RefSeq, a predicted model, not a curated record